Molecule: messenger RNA, 1688 nt
Organism: Sphaeroforma arctica JP610
Lineage: Eukaryota; Ichthyosporea; Ichthyophonida
Exons: 9
Coding region: 1-1491 (496 amino acids)
Source: RefSeq, a predicted model, not a curated record
AUGUUAGCCUCAUCUGAGGCACAACAACAGCAAAGUCAAACUGAGGGCGGUGAUGAGACGUUAAGUACCAAAGCCAUGGAAGAGAUACACGAUCAUUACAGAAGCCGAAUUGUGACGUUAGAGAGCGAGCUAGAACAUGCAGAGAAUGCAAAUAUCACGGAGAGAAGCCGUAGCGAUCAAUUAGCCUUGGAGUGCGAUGAUCUGAGUGAAGAGGUGGGCAAGUUUACAAUGAAGCUGAAUACCCUGACCAACCGUAUCACUGAGAAGAACGAAGAGAUCCACACCAUAGAAAAGCUGUACGAGGAAAGUGAAUCGACGAACCAGGCUCUCAAAUUGGACAACGAGAAACUCGCGUCCGAAAUGGUUAUCUUGCGUGUACAUCUUGAAGACGCUCGAGAACAGGUCGAACUUGCAAAAACACAGAUUAAGGCACAACCUGUGCUAAAACAACCAGAACCAUCAGAAGUCUCGCAAGCAGCCAACUCUACCGAAGACAGUGGUAUGUUAGCAGGUAGCAACACCACCGAUGAUAAGAAUACUAUUGAAAGCGCGGAGUCACAGACACAGGCGAAGGGGGUAUCUCAGAUCCAUGUGAUUGAUGAGUGUAACGAGGCGGUGAGAAUAGCCAGUGUCACAGCUGUCGCACAGUUGUUGGCGAUGGAGGAGGAGUAUAAGGGCAAACUGCUUGCCAUGGAAUCUAGAUUUGAGAAGGAGAAGGACGCGCUCAGACGACGCGAGGUCGAUCUUAAGCAGGCCGUCUCCACCUCGCAAAGGGAAACCGAGAAACACCAGGAGUACAUUCUAAAACUCAAAAAAGAAAUUCUGGAUAGGACGAGACUACUUGAAGAACACUACCGCAACAAGCUAGACUCCGACCGCCGGCUAAAGCAAGCCAACAAGUCCAUGCAGAUCCUCCUGAAAUCCCGCGAUAAAGGCUCAAUGAUGAAACUGCAAUUGCAAUCACUCUACACUGCAUUCACUAAACACGAGCGGGCGGCAACAAUUAUAUUCAAGAAUCUCUCUGCGACUAGUGUGGAGCAGAAAAAGGGCCUCAUUCAGUCUGGACUGAUUAAGCGGCACGUCAAGGGUAUCGCUAUUCCGACAUACGCAGUUCUCAUCCAGAAUUGGCUGUUCCUCUACCGUCCAGAGAAGAAAGAGAAUCCAAGCACGUGUUUGCACAUUGACACGUGGCACGUGUCGCGCAUGACGGUUCCAGGCCAACACAUCUUGACUCUGCAGGAGAGUGAUUGCACAGCUGUUGUACAGACUUUGGAAUUGGUGAACCAGAAAACACAAGAAGACUGGUAUGUAGGCAUCCUGAGGGCGUCCAAGUGGUGGGCAACCGAUGAUGAUAAUGUGGCUGCCAUUUUGGAGAAGGAGAAGAAAAAGACGGCACAAUCUAUGCAGAAAAUGAAGGUUAUAUCGCUCGCUGAAGCUCAGCAAACCUCGCGGCAUGUACAGUCCAUUGCCGCCAGUGCUGGAGCGAAAUAAUAGAAUUAAUAUAAUUUGUUUAAUAGCUUUUGUUACUCCAUUUCAAAUUGCGGGGUUGCAUGUUUACAUUGUACUUUGAUUGAAUCCUGGCGGUUUUAUUGUUUUUCGCUAUCGAGAUUUAAACCAAUCCAGUAGGAUAUUUUUAACUCUUGUCGUCAAGAUCAGAAUAUUCACACCUGUGAUGCUUGGAGGUUCCC